Messenger RNA from Diatraea saccharalis (sugarcane borer), 798 nucleotides. Lineage: Eukaryota; Metazoa; Arthropoda; Insecta; Lepidoptera; Crambidae. The record is from the annotation of a GenBank genome assembly.
CUCAAUUUUACUAUUAUAUUGUUACCAGAGGAUGAUGUAGCUUCCCUUAGGUGUAAACAAUUUAAUCUGUCCAUUUGAUAAUAUUAGGAUGGAUUUAUUUAUAUGUCUUUAUUGUUCUAGCCUUCCAUAAAAUACAAAAUGAAAGUAUUAGCAGUUGUAUUCGCUGCUCUGUUGGCUUAUGUAGCGGCUGACGUCCAAAGAAGCAAUGAGAGAUUCGUGGAAGGUAUAAUCGCUGGCGUUAUCGAAGACCUCAGCAAUCAGAUGAGAGAGAGUGGCUUGGACCCAUUGCAGGUGUCCGAAUCAUUCAAGCAAACCUUGCCAGUUACAGACCUGUUGGUAGUGAAAGCUGAGGUCGAAGAUUUCAUAGUUGCUGGCCUGAGCAAUAUCGUACUGUCUCAAAUCAAUUACAGUAUCCUUCUCUCAAGGCUUACCUUCCGCGUCACUUUGCCUCUUAUCUCCGUUAACAUAGCUUCAUCUUCCGCUGAUGUGCUUCUUUUGGGUUUCGACGCUGAUGCAUCUGUGAGCGGAAGCUUGGACAUUGCAAACACUGAACUUUUGGGCCAAGUAGGAAUUUCCAUUGGAAUCAUCAGUGGUGUCUCCGUGAGGACGAUAUCUUUAGACUUUAGGCCAGGUCAAGUUACCUCAAAUUUGAAUGCCAUCAUUCUUGGCAAGGACGUGUCUGACCAAGUGAACACAAUCGCUCAAUAUACUGUACCUAAUAUUCUUGCGGACAACAAGAAUGACAUCGACCGAGUGUUGGAACACUACGCCACAAUACUGAUCGAGCAAAACCUGUAA